AUGGGCAUUGUUGCUUGGCAAAAGUAUCUGGGCCUCGACGAGGGGUCCCGGAAUCUGCAGGUGGCGCGGCCGGAACAGAAGAAAAGAAAGAUUGAGUUUAUUCCGGUCGGUAGUACGGUUGAUCUGAGCAGAGUAGGGGGGCGACUGUACCCUCAUUUCUGUUUUCGUGAGGGCCAGAUGCUGGUGAUGCUAGUUGUAUUAAUAUGUUCCACUGAAUUUCUCUGUGUGCAAGCCCUACCUGGGUACGGGAAGACGCUAUUGUUCCAUGUUCCAUUGAUCGUUUUAAAGAAGAAGACUACACAGCCAUUUGUUUCCUUCGUGUUCGUGCCAUACAUCCCAUUGAAAGAGAACAUGAAGAUGAGAUUGAAACAGAAUGAUGCGCUGAAUGUGGGAGAUGUCAGUUCCCUUCUGCAUGGAGACUUUGGCGAAAAGGACCCGACGUAG
Huiozyma naganishii CBS 8797 is the source of this 444-nucleotide messenger RNA. RefSeq lists its product as uncharacterized. NCBI's taxonomy places the organism in Eukaryota, Fungi, Ascomycota, Saccharomycetes, Saccharomycetales, Saccharomycetaceae. The transcript has a single exon. The record is from RefSeq and is a predicted model, not a curated record. The coding region runs from base 1 to 444 and encodes 147 amino acids.